UCUUUUUUCCUCUUGUCCCUCCUGUUUCUAUUUCCUCUCUCCCCAUCCCAUCCUCUUUGUGUCCGUCCUGUCUAUAUUCUUUCUUUUCUUAAUUCUUCUCUUCCUUCCUCUCUACUUCUGUCCCUAACCAAACCCCCUUUCUAUCUCCUCCUUCAUCUCCAACUCCUCACAGGCCUCGCCUUCCCCAGUCCUUAUUGCUCUACUCAUUUUUCCCCUGCCCAAAUCCCCGAGCCGUGAUGUUGUCCCCGAUGGUGGCUGGGGGGGUUGUGUUCCCGGGACUCUUCCUCCUUUCCAAGAACACGCUCCAGAGGCUGCCCCAGCUGCGCUGGGAGGAGGCCGACGCAGUCAUUGUCUCAGCCAGGCUAGUAUCCUCAGUCCAGGCUAUCAUGGCCUCCACAGCUGGCUACAUUGUCUCCACCUCCUGCAAACAUAUCAUUGAUGACCAACACUGGCUAUCCUCAGCUUACACUCAGUUUGCAGUGCCCUACUUCAUCUACGACAUCUACGCUAUGUUCUUGUGUCACUGGCACAAGCACCAGGUCAAAGGUCAUGGAAAGGAUGAGGGAGGGGCUGGCUCCCCAGGAGGCACUUGGGCUGUGGCCCGAGGUUAUCUGCACAAGGAAUUCCUCAUGGUGCUGCACCAUGCAGUCAUGGUGCUGGUCUGCUUUCCACUAUCAGUGGUGUGGCGCCAAGGCAAGGGGGACUUCUUCCUGGGCUGCAUGUUGAUGGCUGAAGUCAGCACACCCUUUGUCUGCCUGGGCAAGAUCCUCAUCCAGUACAAGCAGCAGCACACCCUGCUGCACAAAGUGAACGGCACCCUCAUGCUGCUGAGCUUCCUGUGCUGUCGAGUGCUGCUCUUCCCCUACCUGUACUGGGCCUACGGUCAGCACGCAGGCCUGCCCCUGCUCUCCGUGCCCCUCAAUAUCCCAGCCCAUGUCAACCUGGGGGCCGCCCUGCUGCUGGCUCCACAGCUCUACUGGUUCUUCCUCAUCUGCCGGGGGGCAUGUCGCCUCUUCAGGCCUCGGGGACCCACCCCUCCAGCCCCCCGCCAGCCCCCAGGACUGCACGAUGGGCCCCAGGACUGAGGGGAGGGAGUGGGUGGGGGCACCUAUUCCCUCCAGGAAC
Molecule: messenger RNA, 1125 nt
Organism: Vombatus ursinus (common wombat)
Lineage: Eukaryota; Metazoa; Chordata; Mammalia; Diprotodontia; Vombatidae
Gene: TLCD3B
Product: family with sequence similarity 57 member B
Exons: 5
Coding region: 237-1085 (282 amino acids)
Biological process (GO): ceramide biosynthetic process; lipid homeostasis
Cellular component (GO): membrane; endoplasmic reticulum
Molecular function (GO): sphingosine N-acyltransferase activity
Source: RefSeq, a predicted model, not a curated record